AUGCUUUACGAUAUAGAAGACAUAUCCAACUCGCUCACGAUGACGGAAGUGAAAAUACCCAAUCAUAUAAUGCGUUUCAAAAGCGCGGUACUCGGCUGCCGCUACARUUUGGACGGCGAGUCAUUGUACUCGGUGAAAUGGUACAAGGAUGGGCAUGAGUUUUACCGUUAUGUGCCGCGCGAUAAACCGCCAGGACAAGCAUUUCCAUUGCCUGGUGUCAAUGUGGAUGUUCGCAAUUCAACAGAUACAAAAGUGACACUGCGGCGCGUCACACUGAUGUCGACAGGAGUCUACAAAUGCGAAGUUUCCGGUGAAGCACCAGCAUUCAACACAGUUUCCGAAUCCGAGACGAUGACCGUUGUCA
Molecule: messenger RNA, 364 nt
Organism: Bactrocera latifrons
Lineage: Eukaryota; Metazoa; Arthropoda; Insecta; Diptera; Tephritidae
Exons: 3
Source: RefSeq, a predicted model, not a curated record